UCAGAUGAUCAGGCUGAUCCGCGCCUGUGCCUCAUCUGUGGCGACCGUGCGACGGGCCUGCACUAUGGCAUCAUCUCCUGCGAAGGCUGCAAGGGCUUCUUCAAGCGCAGCAUCUGCAACAAGCGCGUCUACCGCUGCAGCCGUGACAAGAACUGCGAGAUGUCACGCAAGCAGCGCAACCGCUGCCAGUACUGCCGCCUGCUCAAGUGCCUACAGAUGGGCAUGAACCGCAAAGCAAUCAGAGAGGAUGGAAUGCCAGGGGGAAGGAAUAAGAGCAUUGGACCUGUCGAGAUUUCGAAUGAAGAAAUGGAACGCAUUAUGACAGGCCAGGAGUUCAAGGAGGAUGCUGGUUUGCCAGAGCACACAUGGGGAAACAACGGCGACAGCGACCACAGUUCCCCCGACAACGGCGUCUCCGAGGGCAACCAACCCUCGCCGGUCUCCACCCUUUCGUCCAGCAGAUCCCUGGAAAUGAAUGGCUACACUGCUACCUACCGGGACCAGUACGUGGGCAUGCCCGUGUCCUCACACUACCAGUUCCUGCCACACCUUUUUGGUUAUGCCCAGUCAGUCCUUAGGCCCACCCUGGGUCGCAGCCUGUACCCCCAAUCGCAGACCCUUGUCUCGCAACUGGUGGCAGCCGAGGACCUGGCCCCCCUGGGGACCCCCAUGCUCAUAGAAGAUGGGUACAGGGUGACCCAGGGGGAGCUGUUUGCCCUGCUCUGCCGGCUGGCAGACGAGCUGCUGUUCCGGCAGAUCUCCUGGAUCAAGCGGCUGCCCUUCUUCUGCGAGCUGUCCAUCGAAGACUACACCCUGCUGCUCAGCGCCACUUGGCAGGAGCUCAUCCUCCUCUCCAGCCUCACCAUCUACAGCAGCCAGAUGUUCGGGGAUCUGGCCAACGUCACCACCAAGUACUCGCCCUCUGACUACGAGCUGCAAGGGUUUAGUGAAGAUGGAAUGGAUGUGAUGGAGAGAUUGAUAUACCUGUUCCGCAAAUUUCAUCAGCUGAAGGUUAGCAACGAGGAGUAUGCCUGUAUAAAAGCCAUCAACUUCCUCAACCAAGAUAUCCGAGGGCUUACUAACAUUUCUCAGCUGGAGAAGCUGAACAGGCGUUACUGGUAUGUAUGCCAGGACGUGGCUGAGUAUAAGUACCCUCACCAGCCCAAACGCUUCCCUGAGAUCAUGAUGUGCCUCCCUGAGAUCCGCCACAUCGCAGGGAAGCUGGUGAAUGUUCCAUUGGAACAGCUCCCCCUGCUGUUUAAGGCCGUCCUGCACUCCUGCAAGUCCAGCCCCAACACCCUCCAAGCAGGCACCACCUCCUGCCUGACAACAGGCCCCAACCCUGGCAACUGAGCCACGCCUCUCAAAACCCACCGUCCACCUGAAGGAGGGGGUGACCCCCUUCUUUCUUUUGUGAAUGUGACAGUUAUUUUAAACUUAAUUGUUUUCCUAAAUGUAUUUAUUACACGACAGAUCUGAAUGUAUUCACGCCUCCGCAACAAGAAAUGCACAACCAAUGCAUUGUUCACACGUGUAAGUGCAGUUUACACGUGUGUGAAGUGUUAACAUGGUAGCUAUUUUUCGUAUAGAUUUCCAGGAAGUUUUUUUGUUUGGGGAUCCACUAGAAAACACUAGUGUUACUGAAUGACUACCUCAGUAAGUAUUGGUUGUGUUUUCAGUGGACAUAUGCCUGUGUCAGUGAAAAGAUAACCUCAGCAGUCUUUGGUAUGUUUGUACUAUCCUCAGUUACAGUAAAGUACAUGCGAUAUACUUCCCCACUGUGUUAAAAAAAAAAAAUCAAUGUGACGUUAAUGAUUGUUACCAAAGGUCUCCAAAGAUACACUCAGUUACUAAGUGUAGUUAAAUUGAGUUUUAAUAUAUACUACAUGCUAUACAUUUAGCUUUUUAAGAUUAGUGAAAUGUAUCAUGGUGGGGGGUGAGGUUUCUCAAGUGGUAUUGGUAUAUCUACUCAAACACAUCUGCCAAUAGUGACAGAUGAGAUUUCCCAAGCUGCCUUCACUGAUGCCUUGUAUUCCAUCACUAGUAAUGUCAACAUAAAGUGGCGGCAUAUUCAAGUCUCUUUUUCAUUUACAUUUCUACUCAAGCCUUUCAGCAGGUAAAAAUGAAAUUUAGUCAAAAUUGAUACGGGUAUUUUUAAGGCUAAUGAUAUUGAAGUAAGUGGAAGUGAAGGCGGUUCUUUCAUGUUUUCAACUAAAGUUGAAAGAUUUUCCGAUGGUAUUUGUUGUUAUUUCUUGAUCAAUCAAUUAAUUAACUGAAGGACCACUCUGGGAUUGGUGAUGAUAGGCCAGUAAAACGUUGCUGUCCCAGUCGACCUUCUCCUGAGAUGUACCAGUUACUGCAGAUGCCUGGGAGGACGAGAAGUGCAAUAUGCACACUGUUGAAAACCCAGGGUGUGGGUGGGUUUUUUAAAUAGAUGCGAAAUGCUGCCCAAUAGUGGCAAGCUCAGCCAUAGUUCAAGAGUAUCGUUGUUGUGUACUCUACUCUUUCAAGGGACAUGUUCAAAGCAAAAUCCCACCUAUGACCUCUAGGGUCACAGCGAUUGUUAUGUCUGCAUGUGCGUCAACAAAAAGGUUGCAGCUGCCAGUUAAUGUUUUCUGUGAUAUUUUCUCACUUGAGUUUGCAAGAACUUGAGUUCUAAACAGGGUAAGGUGGAAGUUUGGUGUACGGCAUUCAGAAGUUACUCAGGAUCACUUUGUUGAAUUGCAUUUAAUAUUAGUAGUUGUAGGUUUUGGGGGACGUCGUAAGUAGCCGUCUUGUCUUUUGGGGACUUUUUUUCUUUAGGGGAGUUGUUGUAUUUGUGUGGGUGUUUGGACUAUAUGGAAUAGAAUAUACGAUUUUAAUGGACUAAUAAGGAUACAAUUUGGGUUCUGAAUUGAUGUAAGGUUCUGUGACUGGUUAGACUCAUAUUCACUUGUAUUCUCAGGUGUGUUACAAACAAGGCAAAAAAGUGCAGCAAUGACCAGACUCGAUCAGUUAGGAGUGUUACUUCGGUACUGUUACUGUAAGGAAAUAAAUGUUGUGGUAAGGGAUAACUGGCAGUCAAAUUCAUAGAGUGCACCCCUCCCCUUCAAAACAUUCCAAAUAGAACUGAAUAUAUUUGUUAUAUCUUUGAAUGUUUACAUAUUUGCACCAGACAAUGAUUUAAGUGAAGGUACUGUGCCAGAGUUAAUGGUUUUGCUAUAGGUCCUCAGUCAGAGCCAGUUGUGGCAUUUUGACCAGGCCUAGAAGUUCCUCUGUUUUAGCCAUUCUGACAACCUCUUGCAUACACACGUCUUUGAACAAACUAUGGGAAUUGAUGCCUAUUCGUAAAUGAAUUAGCCACAUCUAUUCAAUGUCCCGCUUUUGUCUGUUUUUAUUAAACGUUUAACAUUUGUCAUUUACUUGGAAUGUAUUUUGUUGUUUUACAAUAAUGUUUUGCAUAUCAAUUAGAUGUUUGAUUGUUUGAAGUAUAAGUGACUAGGAUUUGUCGUUUUUUUUUAUUCAGUGGCUGAAUCCCAAAUCACCCCCUUUCCCGCACCCCUCGGCCCUCCAUUUGCACAUUCACACGUGCCUCUUCCAUAUGCAUAAGUGUCCCAAAGCUGAGGUAGUGAAAAUUAUCAAGGGUGUAGGGGCUAAUUAGACCCUUCGACAGCCACUUCGACCAAGCCAGCAAGGCUGCAGGCUCCAGAGGGAAAUACUAUCCACGAGUGUGUCCCAAAGUUGAUGGGUUUAUUGAUCCCCUCGCCACUCUGGAAGUCACCCUCUGAGUUUCGUCAGCAACACGUGACAAUGGAGGUCCUUCCGAGUGAGUUGGUAGGGGCGAGGAGCUGGUUUGGGAUUCAUCGAGUAUUCUGUCCCAGUCAUUUACCAGAAACAAGGUAGCCAUCUUGGAGAUGCACGGUUUGUGAUGCAUGUGUUGGCCUGUAGGGAGGCGCUAUCUGUCAGUGGUGUCCAGUUUUCAAGGGGCAUCCUGCAGCUCAGGGAUUCAAAUUGACAGAGUAGCUCCGCUUUGGUUCAUGGUUGAGAUGUUAGAUGUUUGUUGACCGGUGUGUGUGUGUGUGUGUGUUUUAAUGGAUAUUGGCUUUAUAAUUGGGGAAGAUACCUUUUAAUCUUACUCAGUUGGGGAAGAUACCUUUUAAUCUUCCUCAAUUUAAGUGGUAAAGGACCCUAACCACUAGGUGCUAAAAAGAAUAGGGCCAGAUCAUCACAACACCUUUGCAUUUGCGUUCAUAAUGCUUAACUCUGCUGUGCUGUGUAACAAUCAACACUUUCUUUUAUUCAAGGGAACACUGUUGGGGUCCUAUGCAUAAAGCCAUUAUACACUUUACCAAUAUGGUGCCUGAUAACCUCUCGCUUAUUUUCAAUACAAGACUGCCGAUAUUCAAACGUAUUCGGCAAAUCCAUUUUCUCAUUCUCUUUGAUAGAAUGUAUCAAUCAAAAGAAAGGCUUUUGAAUUGCAGUGAUAUCAGGUGUCAUAGAAUGUUUUUGGGGGGGCACAAUGCUUUGUUUGUUUAUGUUGGUGUUCUGGGUGUAAAAAAGUUGCAGACAGAGAAAUUCUAAAGUUAAGAGAUGUGAUGUUCUACUGUAACAUGUUGUUUCUUAAAGCUAGAAUCCUUAAUUGAAAUAAUAACAAAGGGAUCACCCCACCUCAGUUUUGGUAAAAAGCUGAGGGAUGGGCCUGGAGAAAUGUGACCACUCUCAAAUUCAUAGAUAGAGCUAUGAAUGCACGGAAUGACCAUCCAUGAUAUCAAAAUGAUAGUUUUAACCAUAUUUUGAGGCUAUACAGUGUUUGUUUAUAUUUUCUUUG
Molecule: messenger RNA, 4807 nt
Organism: Coregonus clupeaformis (lake whitefish)
Lineage: Eukaryota; Metazoa; Chordata; Actinopteri; Salmoniformes; Salmonidae
Product: nuclear receptor subfamily 6 group A member 1-A-like
Exons: 8
Biological process (GO): regulation of DNA-templated transcription
Molecular function (GO): DNA-binding transcription factor activity; zinc ion binding; sequence-specific DNA binding
Source: RefSeq, a predicted model, not a curated record